Messenger RNA from Cylicocyclus nassatus, 628 nucleotides. The record is from the annotation of a GenBank genome assembly. NCBI's taxonomy places the organism in Eukaryota, Metazoa, Nematoda, Chromadorea, Rhabditida, Strongylidae.
AUGGCAAUGCUGUCUAACAAGCGAAAUGAAAAGCUGUUUAUCGUAUUGGAUGCGGAUGAACAGUGUAAUUCAGUAGUCAGUUUAGCAUGCCAUACUGCCGUUGAUCUUGGAUCGCUCAUGGGGGAUGGCGUACCUGAACAGCUUCUUCAACGUUAUGCACAAUUUUGUGAUCGCCAUCUUUCGGUGCCUCCCGCCAUUCACAAGAACGAGGCGUUCCCAGAGCAUCGCACUAACUUCUUCCAACUUAUUCAUGCGCUCACUGUGGAAUAUUUCCCGGUUUUCCUCGCGUUGCCCUAGGAACAAAUCAGUUACAUCAUUGAUGCUGUUGUGUGAGCACUCCAGCAUUUGAUGCGCAACGUUGCUGAAAUUGGUCUCAACAUUCUGAAGAAUCAGCUAGAUCAAGUAGAACAUCUUCCAUGUGAUCAGUCACAGCCAUUCUAUUAACGAUUUUACAUGCAAAUUCUUCAACAUGUUCUAGCAGUGUUGCGGAUAGCAGUCAGGUCCAUGUAGCUGCUGGGUCCUUUCAUUUCCCAUCUCUUUUUGAUUAUGUUGUUCAAAAUGAAGAUCAUGAACACCGCUUCAGUCCCUUGGUCGCUUUUUGUCACUUUUUUUCUAAUCUAGUGCUGAU